UUCUUCCUUCUUCGGUCUCGACCCCGACCACGACCUCUCUCCCAUGGAGUUACCCCGCCCAAUCCCCUCCCCACUCCCUAUCAACAGCAAGAGAAAACGAACCCUAUCUUCAGAACCCCAUGAAGAAGAGGAAGAAGACGAAGAAGCAAACCCUAGCCCUAACAAAAAUUCCAAGCAUCGUGGUGUUUGGGAGAACGUCGACCUCAUCCUCUCCCUCCAAAGCAAAGACAUACCCCUCAAAAGGAAAAUCGAACUUGUUUUCGAUUUCGUCGCCUCGGAAUCUAUAUGUUGUGAUCGACGUGUACAACCAGUUUCAAUCACCCGCUUAGUGUCUUUUGUCGGCAACUGGAUGCAACCAGUUUUGAUUUCUUCGGAGAAUAGUAGGAAGGAUUUGGAGAUUUGGGAUCCUUGUUUGGAUCAUAGAUGCUGGGCCGUUCUCAAAUUCUGUCUAGACAAGUCUUUUAUUUCUGUCUCCCCAAAUUUACUUCGAGCAAUUACUCGUAUUGCGAGGCACGCGUUGUUGGGAAUCAGUGGUGGUAGCUCAUCUAGUAGGGAAGAAUCUUCUAAGUUGUUUGAGCAGGUUUCGGAGUACUUAUCUGUGCUUCUAUCCUCCAAUUCAAGAGCUUUUUAUAAUGCAGGAGUUGAUUUAUGGAUCUCCUGUGCAGUUGAAUUUGUUAAUUUGGUUCACAAAGUUACUGCUAAUGAUAAGCCUGGUUCUUCUGGCCAUCAAGUUCUUUUAGCCCUUUCAAUAUGUCUGCUUGAGCACUUUGCUAGCUUUCUGAGGUUUUACCCGAAUCCCAAGAACAUCUUUCGAGCUUUCGUAGACCGGCUUCUCGACCCAUUGUUGGAAUUGCUGGUUUUAUUGCACUCGCAAGGUAGCGGAGGUAAAGGUGAACAGGUGGGAAGCUUGUUGAGGAUUGUUGGAGAGGUUUUGUCAAAUGGUUUGUUUCAUCCUGCCCACAUUAAUGGGUUUUUGAGUUUGCAAAGCUUGAAGGUGAAGCAUGAAGAUACGGAGCGGAGAGGAUUAAAAGGUAGCUACCAUCAACACUUCUUUCAGAGAUUCAAAGGUAUUAAAACGGAGAAUAAGGCAGUAUUACUAGGUGGGUUUGGUUACCUAUUUCAGUUGUUUGUUGGUAGAGUUAGGAACCGGAGAGGAGCUAAUAUGGCAUCUAAAGGGGCGACCAAUCCAGCCUUGUGGAGAAGUAGUGUGUCUUCUGAAGGAGCACAGGAAACUAAUAAACCACUUUUUGAAGUGUUUGCUCGGUUUAUGGAACCGUUGUUGCUCGAGUGUAAGGGAUGUGCACUACCGGAAUAUUCUGAGAUGGGAGCAACGAGGCUGGUAAAUACACUUUGCUUGCUCAAGUCAAUGAAUGAAACCCUAAAGACGUUCAUUCAAGAGAGAAUAUAUGUGCGAACAGAUGACACAGAAGGAGUUCACUUUAAAUUUUUGCAAGAGGUCCAUGACACAAUUAUUUCGGUUGCAGGAGAAAUAUAUAAAUUUUGGUUAUUACAAUUGCAUGUGAAUGACACAAGCAUUGUGAAGAUGCUUCCACUGACAGCCAGGGAGGUUUUUGUUGCCGUGGGUUGCCUUUUAGAGAUUGAAUAUAAGGUCGUGGGAGAUGACCUUGUUAAGUUAUGGCUGAUGAUGUUUGCAUUUUCGGCAGUAAAUAUAUCUUCAAAGGAUGCAAAGCUUCAUUCCUUGCUUAACUCAGAAGUCCUGAAUCUUGGAUGCCAAAUAAUUAAUGUAUUUAGGGAGCUUCGCCAGGUAAAUUAUCCAGUUUUGGCACUGUGUAAAGCUGUGAGAGUCUUCAGAGUUAUUGGCGAUGCUAGUGCUGCAAGAUAUACUUUGUUUAUUCCUUCUUUGCCUUUAUCCUCUCAAAUGUGCUUGGAAGCUGUGGCAACUUUGGCAUGCUCACAAUCAAUCCGAGCUGCAAUUUGCAAUUCAAUCAAGACGAUGCCAGAAAGGAAAGCCGGGGAAUUUAUAGAUGAACUAAAAGAAGACCUCAGUGAAACAAUGAAAUGGAUCAGACAUAGUUCCUUUAUGGAUGGAGGCAGUUUAGAUUCACUGGAAAGAAACACCUCAUUUAGCACUAUUUGGGAUUUCAAUCUCAAAACUUUAGGAAGAGUAUUUUCUGAAAUAUACAGUUCAGUGUUAGAUUCCCUUACUAUUACCUCAACAAAUAGUACCUUGGUAGGAAAUUCUCUCGAAAGCUUGAUGAAUGCAAUUAGACCAAGCUUCAGUCCUUUGGUGCAAAACCAAUCUGAUAAUAUCAACAAAUUCAUUCCUUUGGUGCAAAAACAAUCUGAUAAUAUCGAAAAAUUCACUAUCUUCCUUACAGGAACAAGUGUGGCUGACCAAGAAGUUCCUGACAGUGGAAGUGAAAGAAAAAACUUGUCAUGGGCAUUUGUCUUUUUCUUUCGCUUAUACACGUCAUGCAGAAGCUUAUACCAACAAUCUAUUAGCCUCAUGCCACCUGAUUUGGCAAGAAAAGCAUCAGAAUUGAUGGGGAGCUUAUUUUCUGUAUGCCAUGGAACUGAAUGGACAGAUAAGUCCAAUUAUGUUGACGAAGGCUAUUUUUCUUGGAUUGUUAAACCUUCCAUUUCGCUUCUGGAUUUUAUUAAAUAUUUCCGAGAUGCCUCUUUUAAUAGAAGUUAUGAGGAUUGUGGGCCGCUUGUUUAUGUCCUACACAUUAUGGCUUUACAGAGACUCAACAAUCUAAACAGGAAAAUUCAGGCUUUUAAGUUCUUGCUGGAUGGGAGUAGACGACUGUUCAAAAUGCAGAAGCAAAGAAACAAGGACACACGCAAGGGAAGCAAAAGAUGGAAAAGGCUCCUUACUGCUUGUAGUUUGGAGGCUGCGCAUCUGACCGGUUUCAUGACUCACUACAUACAAUUAUUGUUUCCUGACAGAAAACGUACCAAAACAGUUGAUUCUCAAAUAUUAUCCUCAUCAAAUGAAGAUGCCUGGGAUGUGAGUGUCUGCUCAUUGAAUGAGAAUUCACUUUCUGUUGGAAUUUGGUGGCUUCUUUGCCAAAACAUUGACGUAUGGUGCUUUCAUGCCUCUAAAAAGGAUCUGAAGUAUUUCUUAACACAUUUACUGAUCUACGGUUUGGCAUGUGAAAAGAACAAAGGCAUAAAAAAAAACGGAGCUAGUCAACUUUUACACAAGGAAGUUUCUUUACGCCAUAUAUCAUUGGAGCUUCUUCGUGAUACCGUUCUUUAUGAUCAAACAGUACUAUCCAAGCAUAUGGCAUCAAUAUUCUACACUAUUCUGAAGAAUUCGUUGUCUUCUAUUGUGGAAGAUGCUUAUGCAACUUGUGUAGAUCUGAAUUCCCUACCCGAUUGGUCAGAGAUCUUGACAGCGUUGGAAAAACGAAAUGCCGUGUAUAUGGAUAGCCAUGCUUUACAUGUCCCGCCUUCAAUGUCAGCAUCAGAUUUACAGAUAAAGAAAGCUUCACUUUUGUCCUUUAAACCUGAAAUAACAAGUUGUGAGAGUUUGCUUGAUCUCUUAUGUAAGAUUCCUGAGGUACAUCUUACUACUAAAUCAUUCUCUCAAUAUGCAACUUGCAUUCUCCAUCUUGAGAGGCUAGUGAUUUCAAAUUUGUUAAUCAAUCAUGAUGAAUCCAUUUCCAACAGCCCCUUCGAGCUCUUGAGACUGUUUCUAUCCUGUCGAAGGACCUUGAGAUAUCUGGUUGUGUCACUUAAUGAGUUUAAUCAAGAAGCAAAGCCACUCUCAAUUUUUUCUGGAAUUUUUGGUUCCUCUACAAUAAUUUGGCUUUUGGUAUCAGUACACACAUUAGUUGGAUUGCCACAUACGCUAUUUGGGGAGUUCUAUAAUCAGUUAAACAAUAUAAUCUUCUCUAUAAUAGAUCAUACCUCAAACAUAUUUUUGAAUCUGAGCAGUAGACAGAAGAUGAACUAUGAUACUAAUGAAGAUUAUGCAUCAUGGGAGUAUGGGGAACUUAUUGCUCAAGCAUUAGAGAAGCAAAUGAGAAAGUUACCUGUGACUGUAGAGGGCAGCAUCAGUGCUAUCAAACUGGAAGCUUGUUUUCAUAUUUUGGACUGGAAAAAAUUAUCAUGCACGCUAUCUUGUCUGCAAGGUUUCUUAUGGGGUCUCUCAUCAACCUUAGCGAACAUAUGCAAGAAUUCAGGAGGAAAUCCACAAUUAGUAGAUGCCUUCAAAUUUAGUAAUUACGUUGCUGGAUUUGAAAACUUUGUAGAUCUUUGCAUCUAUUUGUUGCUUGUUGACAACAAUCAAGGGACUGUAGGUGUGCACUCUAUUCAUAAUUUACUGGAUCUGGAUUUUGAUAAUGGAUUGUUGAGCGUGGAUUCUCUUUUAGAUAGAUGGACUAAGUGUCCAAAUUGUGAAAUCCAAAAUUCCAAAUUGGAAGAAAUUUCUGGUGAAGUUCCCAAAAUUGAUUUGUCAAAUAUGCACGAUUUGAAAUUCUCUUUAUUUAAAGAACUUUUAAAGGGCAAAAAUCCCCAGAUUGCAUAUGCACUCAGAGAGCUCUUUGUUGCAUCUGCUGCAAUUCUUAAAUUGAAGUCUAUUGUAUCUGUAAAUGCAAAUUCGCAGAAGUGCAGUCAUAUGGAAUCAUAUUCAAUGAGUAUUCUUGUGAGAACAUCUUAUAUGAUACUCCAGGAAAUGGCAGAAAUGUGUGGCCAGCCCAAUGCAUUUUCUUUUGUCUGGAUUGACGGGAUCUUAAAAUAUCUUGAAGUUGUAGGGGUCUAUUUUAGUAUGGAGGACCCUAAAUUUUCAAAGGAAGUGUAUACCCAGUUGAUGAAUUCUCAUAUGAGGGCUAUUGGGAAGUGCAUUUCGCUGCAAGGAAAGAAUGCGACUCUCUCCUCUCAUGAGACAGGAUCAAAUACAAAAUUGCUACUGACUCGGAAUGAAUCAGGUCAUGGUAUUAUGAAAGGUCUUGAUCAUGAACACUGUAUUAUAAAUGCAUUUAAAUCUAGGGUCAGAAUGUCAUUGAGAAAGUUUAUCAGAAAACCACUCAAGUUACACAUGAACACAGUUAUACAAACUGUAGAAAAAGCACUAAUUGGAGUGCAGCCAGGUUGCCAUGCAAUCUACAACAUAAACAUGGGAGAAAUUGAUGGAGGAAAAGUUUCCUUGAUGGUUGCUGCUGGGAUUGACACUUUGGAUUUGGUUCUCGAGUCUCAACCUGUAAACGAGCGAGUUCUUUUUAAGAACAUCCCAAGCUUAGUUGGUUCCCUGUUCAACAUUAUUUUGCACCUCCAGAGCCCAACAAUCUUCUAUGUAGAGAAGCCACCCUCCAGUAAGAGUGAGUUACAUCCAGAUGCAGGCACCGUCGUUCUAAUGUGUGUUGAGGUUCUUACUAAGGUUGUCGGGAAGCAUUCUUUUCAGAUGGAGGUGUGCCAUGUAUCACACUGUUUGUAUAUACCGAUGGCACUUUUCAAGUACUUUCAUAAAAUCAAAGCUUCUCGGUCAUUUCCUGAUGUCAAUCAAUUCAUCAUUGAUCGCCAGUUUAUGGUUGACUUGUACGCGGCAUGUUGUAAAUUGUUAUGUACCACUCUUAAGCAUCGAACACGUGAGGUUGAAAGAUGCAUUGCUCAACUUGAAAAUUCAGCAACUACUCUUCUUAGCUGUUUGGAGACUGUGGAUGCUACCUUAGCAAGCAUAAAAGGUUAUUUUGCUUGGGAAGUGCAGGAGGCCCUAAAAUGUGCUAGCUUUUUACGAAGGAUCUAUGAAGAGAUAAGACAGCAAAAGGAUAUCCUUGCAAAGUACUCCUUUUACUUCCUUUCAAAUUACGUAAGCAUCUAUUCAGGGCAUGGUCCUUUCCAAACCGGCAUAGAAAGAGAGAUAGAUGAGACAUUGAGACCUGGUAUCUAUUCUCUAAUUGAUAUUUGCUCAGCAGCCGAUCUCCAACAGCUUCACACUGUUCUGGGUGAAGGCGCAUGCAGAAGUACUCUUGCAGCUCUGCUACAUGACUACAAACUACAUUUUCAAUAUGAAGGGAAAAUAUAGUUCCCGUCAAAGCUUUUGUAUUCUAGGUGCUAGUUCAUUCCUGGAUCCUGCAGCUAAACUCAUCUACUUGAUAAAUCCUAUCGAAUUGGUAAAUGCAUUGCCUUAACUAUUUGAGAAAGCUUAUUGAAUCAGUAAAGGCGUUGAGGUCCGGAUGACGUGCUACUGUUUCCAUCAGUAACAGAAGAUUUUGCAGAUUGUUGACAUUAUUUGAAGUUAAACACUCGACACAAUGAGAAUCAGAUAGGCCGGAGCGGUCAUUCAUUUACCAUGCAGGAAACAAGAAACAGUGGCUUGUUAAAAAUUUGAAGAACUUGAGCCCUGCUUUUCAUAUAGGCUUAUAUUUAAUCAGUUAAUUAUUUAUGUACAAAAUCGUUCAGGAUUUUGUUUUGUUUUGCUACCAUCAUGAGAGUCAUUUCCUCGCUGGGUUAUACUUC
This is a messenger RNA of Ananas comosus (pineapple), 6423 nucleotides long. RefSeq lists its product as uncharacterized. The transcript is spliced from 11 exons. Gene Ontology annotation, cellular component: nucleolus. The record is from RefSeq and is a predicted model, not a curated record. Gene Ontology annotation, biological process: ribosome biogenesis. NCBI's taxonomy places the organism in Eukaryota, Viridiplantae, Streptophyta, Magnoliopsida, Poales, Bromeliaceae. Bases 44 to 5989 code for a protein of 1981 amino acids.